AAAUUGUGUGAAGCAAGCAAGAAACUUGAAAAAGCUUUGGGGGAUGUUAACGAAAGGGAUAUUUCGGGACAACGUACUGCCGAACAGCUGAAGAAGAGCAAAGUAGAAAUAGAAGAUUUGAAGAACUCUUUCGAAACUGUUUCAGAUGAAUUACAACGUGUUAAGAUUGAGGUAGGAAUAUCGAUAACAAAGAUUGGUUGUGCGUAAAAUUCCGGUUAUGGAGCGCAGCGAAGUACAUUUGAGUUAUUGAAAUUAAGCCAGUUUUCCGCUUCAAGCGUAUCGUACUGAAUAGUGAUUGUUGAUUGGUUAAUACUUCCGUAGUACGCCAAAAAGUUGACUUGCGACGAACUUUUCAUUUUGACACGCGAAUACACCCGGAAGAACGUGGAUUUAUUUUUUAGAUAUUAUAUAAAAAAAUUUAUUCACCAAUAAUAGAAAUAAAAUACGGGGAUUUAUAAACGUCUUCUACGCAUGCUCACCAGUACGUUUCUGUACGGUACGGUUGAAGUGGAAAACUUGCUUAAAUUUAAAUAUGACUGUCUAAGUUUUGGUUUGUGGAAACACCACUGUCACCACGUAUAUUUACUAGGAGUAACCACAAGUCUGAAGUGCAUCCUGGGGAUAUUAUAGUCACGCAUACAUAAUAGAGACCUUAAGAUUGGCGUUUUAGGGCAAACGUCAAACCGCUAACGAAGUUUUGGAUAUUACAACUCUAUUAUAACAGCUUUUACACCAGUUUUUAAAUAUAUUGAAAAAUUAUUAAACUUGUGGUAUUUAGCAAUACUCUAAGAAAGCAAAAUAAUCACUAGUCGUGUAUUCACAAAAGCAGUAAAUUAAGAUUUGGCGUUUGAUGUUGACGUUUGGCGUAUAGAUUCUAUACUUGAACUGCUACGAGAGCUUGUAGUUGUUAAAGCUUGUGCCAAUUUUUAGCAUUGUCAAACUUGUCGAAGGCAUAAAGUUAAAAUGCGUUGCGGCGCAGACCAUGAUGCUUGUGCGAUUUCGUCUCUCGCGCAGGCGACGCAACGAAAUUCACCCGGUGCGUGAAUAAAUAAUCACACGUGUAACCUAACAUACAAUACCGUUAUAGUAUGUGAACUUACCAUACAGGAGUACCUGUUUACUCCAUCUAAAGCAAUUCACUGCUGCAUAAAUGCAAGCCAACUAGCCAAGUUCCAAAUUUGGACACCCAAAUUGCAGAUCAGGGGGGAUAAAACAAUGACAUUGCUACCUAUAUAUACGUGGUUGAAUUAAGUGUUGUCUUAUUUUAGUUGCAGAAACGCGACGAAGUGAUUAAGAAAUUGAACAGUGACGUGCAUGUCGCAGAAGGAGCUUUAAAGAAAGCGAUGAGUGAUAAAUUUGAAAGUGAUGAAAUUGUGAAUAUUAAGGAAGGUAUGAGUUUAUGAUUGCAUAAUACCCUUGGUCUAGCGUGUAGAGAAGUGUUGGCUGGAUGUAUAUACAGUGCCCUUUCCCUCUGCGGAUAUGCUGCGAAUCUGGGUCUGUAGUAGCCAAAUUCAGUGCGUGUACUUGCCAAUUGUCCAGAAUAGUAAAAAAACACGGUUCCUGCUACGCUGGCAUCAAUGAAAGGGAAGCAUACGCUAAUAUUUCACACUGAUAUUACAAUGAGUAAUAAUACAUAUUCUUGGGGCCAUUUGCAGUCGAUUUCACGAAACUUUGACCACAAAUGUUCCCAACUUCGUUGCAAAGUUCAAAAGUUCGUAAUGAGAUUCACAAACCAGUUUGUAAACUAUGCAUUUGAUUGCUUCUCUUACUUCAGGGACUCUGUUUACAAAUUGGCUUCCAAUAUGAACUUUCGAACCGAAUUCGCAACGACGUUCGGAACAUUUGUUGUCAAAGUUUCGUGAGAUUGACUUUAAAGCGCUUUUUUUGGCACCAAUACGACCUAUAACAUAAAAGCAUCACGAAUUUAAUAUUUACCAACUUCCUUACGACGUUAAUAGGACUGAGCAAAUUUUGUUCGAUUUCACUCCGACCCCGCGUUUUCUGCCGCAGACUGCAAACGGAAUCUCUUGCCCCCCACAACAACUUAUGUUUUCGUUUCAUCAUAUCACCGAUGUGGCCGACAGCUUUUUUACAUUGGCGUUUCCAGUCUAUUCCUUUCGAUUGUGUAAACUUACAACUUGCACAAACCCAGCUUUAGCACGUGUUUUUUUUUCUAUGUAUAAGAAAUGAGCUUUUUACACUAUUUAUUCAAAAGGCUGCCGGCAAAAGAGUCGUUUUGUUGUCAGAGUCAAAACGACUUUUUUGUCGUCGUUUUGACUCUUCUAAAUUGACCGUGUAUCUGUUAUUUCGUGCAGCGGAAUGCAAGAGAUGCGAAGAAAAAAUCAGGGAUCUCGAGAUACAACAGAAUGUACAGAGCAAGGAACUAGAAGCAACGAAAUUACGUCAUAUCUCAGUAUCAG
Molecule: messenger RNA, 2420 nt
Organism: Paramuricea clavata
Lineage: Eukaryota; Metazoa; Cnidaria; Anthozoa; Malacalcyonacea; Plexauridae
Source: the annotation of a GenBank genome assembly